This is a messenger RNA of Salvia splendens (bonfire salvia), 3078 nucleotides long. Its product is annotated as receptor-like protein 35. Lineage: Eukaryota; Viridiplantae; Streptophyta; Magnoliopsida; Lamiales; Lamiaceae. The coding region runs from base 22 to 2907 and encodes 961 amino acids. The record is from RefSeq and is a predicted model, not a curated record. Gene Ontology annotation, molecular function: protein binding. The transcript has a single exon.
AUUAUCAGUACCUCUUUCACAAUGCUUUCAAACUUGUUGUUGCUCAUUUAUAUAAUAACUUCGUCUUUCAUUUUCACUACUCAUUCAUAUAACCACAAAUGCCUUCGUCACCAGGAAAUCAUGUUGCUUCAACUCAAGGAUGAGCUGAUCUUCGAUUCUUCUCGUUCGACAAAACUGGCGCGAUGGAAUGAAAGUGGCGAGUGCUGCAAGUGGCACGGUGUGGAAUGUGAUGCUUCUGGCUACGUCGUUAGUUUGCAGCUCAACGAUGAGGCCAUUUAUGGUGGAAUUGGGGAUUCGUCGAGCCUCUUCAAAUUCAAAUAUCUGCAGAAGCUUAACCUUGCCGACAAUCACUUCGACUCUGACACUGAUCCCAUUCCAAGAGGUAUUGGAAACCUGACCUAUUUGACACACUUGAAUUUGUCAUAUGCCGGUUAUGGUGGGCAGGUUCCUUCUGAAAUUUCAUCCUUGACGAGACUAGCUAGUCUCGAUAUCUCCAGCGACUAUACUCUAUGUCUUGAGCACACAAAUUUGGAGAUGCUUGUCCAUAAUCUAACAGAGCUUAGAGAGCUCCAUCUUGAUCAUGUCUACAUUUCUUCCUUGCAUGAAAGUAAAAAUUGGGGCCAUAUUAUAUCAUCACAUUUACCCAACCUCACAUCUUUGAGCAUGGUUGGUUGUUUUCUUUAUGCCCCUUCGCCUAAACCCUUUUGGCAACUUCAUUCCCUUUCUAUUCUUCAACUAGAUCAGAACGAUCUUUCAGGGGUAACACUUCAUGACUUAUUCACUAAUUUUCCAAGCUUGGCCACCUUGACUCUUUCUAGCUGUAGUUUAAAGGGUUCAAUUCCGUCCACCUUUGUUAACCUAACAAAGCUGAUUCAUGUCGAUUUGUCACAUAACUCCUUCACAAGCUCACUUCCUUCUACAUUGUUUGCUAACCUAACGAAGCUGAUUCAUGUCGAUUUGUCACUUAACUUCUUGACAGGCUCACUUCCUUCCACAUUGUUUGCUAACGUAACGCAGCUGAUUCGUGUUGAUAUGUCACAUAACGCCUUCACAGGCGCACUUCCUUCUACAUUGUUUGAAGGACUUUCCAAUCUAGUUCAUCUAAAUCUGAGGCGCAAUUCAUUCUCCGGUAACAUCCCCCAAUCUCGUUCUGCUCUCCCAUCAUUGUUGGAACUUGAUCUUAGUCACAACCAUUUUAAGGGCACUUUUCAACUAAGCCUUCCCAAUCUCACAUUGCUUGAUCUAUCCGGCAAUAGCUUGUCGAUAGAUGCUGGCAACGUCAAUUCAAGUUCACAUGAAUGUCUUAAAUUAAAAGUCUUACACCUAAACUCAUGUAACUUGUCCAGUUUUCCUGAUUUCAUCAAACAUUUGGAUUUGGAAGCAUUGGAUCUCUCAAAAAAUCGUAUUACGGGGGAAAUACCUAGUUGGAUUUGGGGAACACAACUUUGGUAUUUGGACCUCUCCUUUAAUCUUCUAACAAAUCUGCAAAAGCCUUAUUAUAUCCCUGCUUCUGUUCGCGUCGUAUACUUGCAGUCUAACCAGCUUAGGGACGAGUUGCAUCUGCCCAUUUCAUUUGAAUCUGAACUCUUUUACUUGUAUCUUGCUGAUAACAACCUAAGUGGAUCGAUUCCAACCUCCAUCUGUAAUGCCACACGACUAUAUAAUCUUGACUUGUCUAGAAAUAAAUUAAGUGGACCAAUUCCAACUUGCCUAUGCAAUGCCACACAACUCAAUUCUCUUAGCUUGUCUGGAAAUAAAUUAAGUGUUAUAAACCUUGAGGAGAUCGAUUUGAGUCGUAACAACAUCAGCGGCAGCAUACCCCCUUUCCCACUUGUAAGGAUUAUGGUGCUUGAUCUGAGUCAAAACAACAUCAUUGGUAGCAUUCCAGAUAUUUUCCGUACGGAUUAUUUUUGUAUGCUACGUUAUUUGGAUCUUAGCUAUAAUACUUUAGAAGGGAAGAUCACAAAGUCUCUUGAACAUUGCAUGUGGAUGGUGUACAUGAAUGUUGGGAACAACAUGAUAAACGACACUUUCCCAUGCAUGCUCUCAUCUGGCUUGGCUGUUCUUGUUUUGCACUCCAAUAGAUUCCAUGGGCAAGUAAGAUGUCACAUCAAUUGGCUGAAUCUCCAAAUUCUAGAUAUAUCUUCAAAUCAUUUUAGUGGAAGUCUUGAGUCAAUCAACUUCUCUAGUUGGAUGACUAUGGAGCUACCUAGUGAUAAGAGAGGCGUCACUAGUUACAAGUUGCCUAGCUCCAUGACAUUAAUCGUGAAAGGGCAAAUGGUAGAUUUUUACAAGAUUUGGAAAGAUUUUAGUACCAUUGAUAGUUUCUAUGGAAAGUUACCAAAUGCAAUUGGUGAUCUUACGUCACUUCAUCAUCUUAACUUCUCCCACAAUGCCCUCAAUGGAAGCAUCCCAAAGUCAUUUGUUCAACUGAAGAAUCUCGAAUCACUCGACCUCUCUGUGAACCAACUAGCAGGCUCGAUCCCGGAGGAGCUCGGAGGGCUCACAUUCCUUGCACACUUGAAUCUCUCCUACAAUAUGUUUGUUGGGGCGAUCCCAAAUGGUCGUCAAAUUCAAACAUUCUCAGCUGAUUCAUUUGAAGGAAAUUUGGGGCUAUGUGGUUUGGCUCUCGACAUAAGCUGCAGUAAUAGUAAUGUACCACCACCGGGAUAUGAUGAAAAUGGGGAAGAGAAGAGGGAGAUACAGUGGGAAUACGUGUGUGCUGCGGUUGGAUAUGUUGUGGGAGUAGGAAGCAUUGUGUGGCUACUUUUAUUCUGUCGAAGCUUCAGAGAGAAAUACUUUGGCAAAAUUGAAGAGGUUGUUGAAAACAUGUUCAUUGCCAGAGACAUGAGAAGAAGACGUGCAAGAAGAGCAGCAGCAGCAAGGAAUCGAGUCAGGAGGCAAUAAUGUUGGAAAUGUUAUCUGCGUUUUAUGUAAGAGAGUGAAAUAAAAGGAGUUUAGCUUAGCAUGUGUGAUUCCCUGUGUGUUUAUUGAAUCUUGGAAUGGAAUGAUGAAAGAGAAGGCAGUUUGUAUUAUUUUCACAGAAAGAAGCACUAAAUGAAAUAUUAUUAGAGUUGA